AUGGGUCUUAUCGAGAAGCUGCAGGCCAAGCUCGAGCUGUACCGCCUCGAGCAGCGCUACACGCGUCGUGAAAAGCGCACCACCUUCAUCAGCGACGCCCGUUAUGUUGAUGGCGAAUACGUGUACGGCAGCGGCCCGUCGUCGCCUUACUCCAGCACAUCAGGCUCGACUUCCAGCCGCCGCUGGAGCAAGAUGCCCACGGCCGCUGUCCGCGAGUUCACUGGAAGGUCGACGCGGUCGUAG
Diplodia corticola is the source of this 243-nucleotide messenger RNA. RefSeq lists its product as uncharacterized. The record is from RefSeq and is a predicted model, not a curated record. The transcript has 2 exons. Lineage: Eukaryota; Fungi; Ascomycota; Dothideomycetes; Botryosphaeriales; Botryosphaeriaceae. The coding region runs from base 1 to 243 and encodes 80 amino acids.